Messenger RNA from Perca flavescens (yellow perch), 5670 nucleotides. RefSeq lists its product as uncharacterized. The transcript has 33 exons. The coding region runs from base 1 to 4950 and encodes 1649 amino acids. Lineage: Eukaryota; Metazoa; Chordata; Actinopteri; Perciformes; Percidae. The record is from RefSeq and is a predicted model, not a curated record.
AUGCUCCUUACUCUGGUUCAUGGAAGCAACUUGAGUCAACAGUUCCAGGAGAGGCUACCCUGCCGGCCAGGUUUUUAUUGCCCUUUGGGGAAUUUCACUCCAUUCCCCUGUCCCAAGGGAACCUAUGGGCCAACUGCUGGUGCUAUGUCCAUAGACAGCUGUCUUAAGUGUCCUCCUCACCACUACUGUCCCAGACCAGGUCUGUCUGCGUCCCUGCCCUGUGGCCCUGUGGCUCAGCAGCCUCUGUCUGGUCAGGACUCCUGCAUUUGCCUGGGAGAGGGACAGACUUUCCAGACCAGUGAUGGGCUGUGCCUCUGCACCAUCGGCUACCAACCUACCAUCAACAGAGAUGCGUGUGUUCACAAACUGUACGCUGUUUGCAGAGACGGAAAAACACGUACACAGUAUGGAGACUGUCUGGACAGAUAUCAGUGGUCACUUCACUGCAGGCAACAGGUGUGUCAAUCUGCAGAGGAUUUCCGGGGUUACGAUGGAGAGUUGGGUCUGUGUGUUUGCAGAGAGCCUCCUGGAAGAGCUGCGUGUGGAGGCCUUUGCAGGAAAAGGCCACUUGCUGAGCUGAAGCUCCACUGCUUGUCCAAUAGAGAAAUGGAGCUGGUGUGGAGCGAUGGCAGUCAAGCAAUGGGCGUCUCAGGCAGCAUGCUGGAGAUGGUUUUUAAACAGUUGGACUCCUGGGGGACUCCUCUGUGCAGCAGCCAUAUCAAUUCCUCACAUGCUGUUUACAUUGUUCAGACAACAGACGCAGGCUUCCUCGGCCUCCUCAGCGGCCUCCCAAAGGAACUUCAGCAACUGUUUCCUGUCACCACACAGCAGGACAUUCAGAGCUUAGCUGAAAGAGAUUCUGAGGUUCUGUGGGAGGUCACUGAAGUUGAAAACAGCAGUCGUGGAGGAAGAGAAAGGAAUUUCAGCAGCAGAAAGGGAAACAGACAGAGUGAUGUCAAGGACGAAUAUGUGCGGGUGAUGCCUGCAGGCGGCCAGUGUUAUGAGCCCGGCCCCUUCUUUUCCACCAUUCCUCGUCAUGUGACCAGGGUGGGAAUCAGUAGAAGACGCAACCUGUUACUGAGGCCAGAUUGGCUGGUGACAGGAGGACUGUUAUUUGGAGCUGUGGUCAUCCUCUGUUUAUGUGUUACACUGCUGAUCCUUUUCCGUGAAUAUGGAUGGCCCGAGAAGGAGCCAAUCAGAGCGCGCUAUCGGUUAUUGCAGUUGGCCUACCACAUGGACGACUACUCAUCAAAAGCCUGUGCAGACACCUUGGAUGACUUCUGGGAUUAUGAGCACCAAGUGGAUCUGGAAGCUUUCAGCAGCAACACCUUCUACGGCCUCCUUCUCAAACAGAGUCUGUCUGUCACCACACGGCUGGGGAAGCUUACCACUGAGGUGAAGGAGCUAUAUCAGGGAGUGAUUGGGAAACUGCAGCUCCUCCACCCACGCUUGAUCACUGAGGAGAGGAUGGGGGAAGGUUAUGAGAGGAUGAGGAGGGAGGUGGAGAGGGAGGCGGUGAGACGAAAGACUCUGGCCUCACAGCUGAGGACUCUGCUUGACAGUCAGCUGCAGGUUCUGAGGCGAGAGCAGCAGGCCCAGCAGAGGGUCCACAGUGUGCUCACAGCUCAGCUCAGAGAGUGCACCAGAAUACUGUCCAAGGUUUAUAAUAACAACAACCAGCAGCAAAAUUUGAUCCUGAGGCUGACAUCCCUGGUGGAGGAGAUGAGAGAGCUGGUGUCAGCAGAGUGCCAGCGUCAGGGGGCCUGGGGGUUUCUGUGUGAGGGUACAGGGGCCAAGCUGCUCUGCCCUGACACUGGAACUGUGCUGACCAAGGACCACAUCUUUGGUCCUGAUGGGUCCCUGCGUGUCUGUCGGGCACUUCAUUGUGAUUCAGUCACAGGCCUCAUAAGGCCAAAUGCUCACAGCCAUAUGCUGCUGAGCAGCGGCCACACCAUGGCAGUGCCACCGGAUUUCUUCCUCCACCCAGAGACUGGCAGAGUUAUGCCCAUAGUUGGCAACGUGGGCUAUGAUCCUGCAAGCUCUACUUUAGUGUUUACAACUGACUCAUGUACAGGAGACAACAGGAAGUGGGACAGCCCCCUUCUUCCUUUCAUUCCUUACCCAACCUCCUGCCACUCAGACCUUCCUCUGCCCAACACUCGGCUCAGAGGUCUCAGACCGGGCCAGAGACUGCAGCUGGGAGUCCCCAUGGCAGACCCAGACAUGGGUGUCCCAGUGCCCAUUCUGGCUGUAACUAUCCACCCCCAGACAGGGCUAGUGUACCCACUGGGAGGGGUGCAUGUCUGUCCCCUUACCCGCCUGCCUCAGCCCAUACAGAUUGGCUAUCCCAUGCUGGACUCCAGGACAGGGAACGUUGUGCUCACUGUAGGGGUCAGUCUAGAUCCAGUAACAGGAGCUGUGCUGCCAGUAGGUGGAGUUCUGCUGUCGGAGUCCAUCAUCGAACCUCUGAGUGGUCGGAUGGUGAGAGUGGGAGGGGCCAGCAUACGGGCUGGGCAACUGCUGCCUCACGUAGGAGGAUACCAGGCCCUUCUGGACAGCAAGGUUUUGGCAGUGAUGUUUAAAGUAUUGGAGCUCCUGAAGCCACUAACUGAGGAAUGGGGAUCAGACCAAACUUUGCAGCGCCAUCAGGGCAGCGAGAGAGGGAGCGGUCGACAAGAUCAUCUUCUCGCUGCAGCCAAGGAGCUCCAGCAGGCCUGGGGAAGGAGCCUGCACUGCCAGCUGCAGCUGCAGACCAGGUUGGAGAUCCUGCUGAACUGGGUUGAAUGUCUCCAGCAGGAUGGGGGGACUUUAGGAGAGAUGCCUCUCUUAGGUUCAGAUAUGUGUGUGCCAGCUCUGCAGGGGAUGGAGUACCCAGACCCUAUGGGAUCUGGUCUGAGUGUACCUGUGCUGGGGUGUCAGACUGACCUUGUCUCUGGGAUUAGGAUUCCGUUGGCAGGCACCAUGGAGGACCCUGACGGAAAAGGCCUAGUGGCCAUCCGUUACGGAUCUCAGACUGUUGACCCAGUGACAGGUGUGUUGGCCCCAGUGGUUGGAGCCAGGCUUGAUGUGUCCAGAAAAACCGUUGUACCUGUCACAGCUUCCUACUGGCUAACGGUGGCAGGUCAAACUGAUAGUGUGCAGGUAGAGGCGCUGCAGAGAGAGGUGUGUGUGCGGAACACUUACUGGCAACAUCAGAGACCACGGGAGGAAGAUAUUCUCUCUGAUCUGGACUCAGCUCUAUUCCAGUGUCUCUUUAGAGUUACAGAAGCAAACUCUUAUCAGGUCCAGUGGUCGGGGAGGCAGCUGAGGGAAGCAGCCGUGGAUCUGCAGGAUUCAGCGCAGACUGAGGCACAGAGGAGAGCAGCUCAGCGCUCCCACUUGGCUCUGAUCUUGCCUUCACAUGUAUUACACAUCCUCACUCUGGGUGACGAGCAGGAGUGGGAUCUGCAGUGUGUUUGGCACUCUGAGCUCAUGUCAGGCCUUGAUAAGGUGGAUGUGUGUAUGGAGCAGCUCCAACAAGACCAAGAAAAAUGGACAACACAGGGAGGAGACUGGGCUACAACCCUCCAUGCUAUGGACGGAGAGCUGAGACAGAGAGAGUUGUGGGAGCAGUGUUGUUCCAGACAGACAGAGUUGGAGGCUGCUCUUAAUGCGCUGCACUUUGCCAGACACCUUUCUCAGCUCCGCGCUGACACUGCUCAGGCAGUACUGUGUGGGAGCUUUUGGUAUAAGGAAUAUGGUCUGGUCCAGUGCAGUGAACACAGGCCGACUGUGGAGGUCAGGGGUUUUCUUCAACAGAUGGCUUUGCCUCUCCUGGAGAGACUGAACCAACUCCUGGAAGACAAACAGACUGCCAGCUUCUCCCCCAACAUCUGCAAUCAGCACAUUUCUGGUUUUUCAACAAAGCAGGCAUAUGGGUUGGAGAUAGCCUCUAGGGUCUGGACAGCCUCUGUGCCUGUCGUGAAAGGAAUCUCCACCCAGUCUUUGAGGGAGCCUGUCAAUUUAGCUCAAUCCCAGGACACUGGUCUGCAGGCCAUCUCAGCACCGACACACAAUUCCCAAAGACACACCGCAUCUACUGGCAUUCAUUCCCAGGAAAGCCAGCCGAUGAAAGAGUCUGCUCAGCCUACACAUUCUAUCUCUGUCCCCACAAUUCCAGAAGAGGAGUGGGCCAAGCUACUGGAGCUCUCUCCUCUGUUCCAGCUGUUGAAGGGGCUGGAGCUACAGCUGAAGGGUUGGGCCUGCGGGGCAGGGCUUCUUAGAGGAGCGCUUGAAGACAGAGGCAAGGGUUUCGUAGACGUCCUCGAUGCUCAGUGGGAAUGUGAGGGAGAGCUGAUCCCUUUGGACCUCUCGCUCCUUAACCCCAGAGAGUUCCUGGUCUACCAGCACGGACUUUUCCUGAUGCAUACAUUGCAUAAUCUAAAACUGACUCCAGCCAUUUCACUUCAGAUAGCAGCUAGUCUCCCAAACAACAACUACUUUAACAACGCCUUCAGAAAUUCCUUCUUUUAUCAGGAGGCAGAGGAGACGCUCUUUGUCCGUCGCCAGAGGCUCCAGUCAGUUGGAGGCUUCUCUCUGCUGCUGCUCCACUGUCUGUCCCAUGUCAAGAAUAAAGACAUGAGCUCUGACUCUAGUCCUGCCUUCCAGAGGCUUUUCUUCAAGAUACUGCAGGCAUGUCUGGGAGAACUGUUUCAGGCCAGACUGGGCAUGCCCUCCCCUGGACAGGAAGCCAAUUUGUGUGUGUUGUUUCAGGACCGAGAGUCACCUUCAGGGGUCUUGAAAAGGACCCUUUCAGACUCUCAUGCUGCCUCCCUACUUUACAGGUUUCACAAACCAAGCAGAGGAUUGCUGUCUGAAGAUGAAGUUGAAGAACUUCAAAGGAAGCACAGAGAAACGUCUCUGCUCUCCAAUCUUGAAGGACUUUUAAGAGAGAAGAGCUCUGAAAAGUAAUGGAAGUGCUUCUAUUUGAAAGAAAAAUUCCUACUUGCUACAAUUCAUACUUCAUUCAAAGCAAAGUUUUCUUCAAAAGUGUUACAAUCAUAGGAGAAACGCAAAGGCAAAAUUGGUAAACCUAGAGAUGUUUAUGCUUUUAUAUGAGUGUGCAAUGUAAAAAUAGACAAAAAUAACAAAUACAAGCAAAACGUACAGUGUUACCUAUGUUUUCCAUAUUAUUAUAUCAGUUCAGAUAAGUCAUGCAAAGAUAAGUGUUAACAGAGAGGCAACGGAAGCUAGACACUUCAAAAUACUGUAUGCAGAACACUGCACUUAUUCACUGUUAUAUUUUAAACAUUGUUUUGGAUUUUACUGAGUAACCAUGGCUUUAAUACUAACCCCCAUAUCAAACCCUAAACCUAGCUCCCAUCAACUUCCAAACACAUUUUGCCUAAAAAAGGUUCCAGUUUUACCCUAGUGUUGGGUGUUACCAGUUCGCAAUUUACAUUGUUUUGUCAAAAAAAUAUGAAUAUCUUACCAAAUUACAUAAAUUUUACAAAUUUUGAGUCAAGAGCUAAUGCUGUUUUGAUUUGUUUUCCUUUGUAUUGAGGCAGGAUAAAAAACAUGACAAACUAACAAACAAAAAAACGCAAGUCGAGCGGAUGUUCUUACCGUUGUAUCAUGUGUCAGGUAACUCCUUUUAUUUAAUUAGGAUUAAGUAAAUGUAAUUGUGAGACA